GUGUGCGUGUGUGUGCCUGUGUGUGUGCGCCAGCCUCUCAGUCCUUGUCCCCGGUAUCGACUCGUGCGCUUUAUCCCUGACAUAUGCGCGCGUUUUCUGGGCACCAUGUCGCAACUCCUCGCGUACCUGCAGGACUCGGAGCUCGUGGCCCGGUUCCAGAGACGCUGUGGGCUGUACCUGAUCCAAGAAGAAGAAGAAGGAGCAGCCGAAGCACAUCCCAACGCCUCCCCGGACCAACCGUGCCAAACCGGAACCGCCAGUACAGACGAAACACUUGCACAUCUGCGCCAAAGAUUCGACAACAACAACUCCAACUGGGGAUAUAAAGAGAAUGGACACUGUGUCAGGGAGCGGAGCGGGCCUGAGUACGAGGUCAGGGCUCCUCUGCUCCACCUGCUCUUCCUCUUCUCCUCCGCUCUGGGACACGAGGUCUUCUACAUCAGCUGUCUGCCCUGGCUGCACUGGAACCUGGACCCAUUCCUGUGUCGUCGGCUGGUCAACAUGUGGACGGUGGUGAUGUACGUGGGGCAGGUGCUGAAGGACCUGCUGAAGUUGCCCCGCCCCCUCUCGCCCCCUGUGGUCAAACUGGAGAAACGCGUCGUGGCCGAAUACGGACUUCCUUCCACCCACGCCAUGGCCGCCACCGCGAUCUCAUUCACAUUCCUGUACAGCGCCCCCUCCAGGAUACAGUUCCCGUUCGAGGUUGGGCUGAUCGUCGCUGUGACUCUUUCUUCUCUCGUCUGUCUCAGCCGCAUCUACACCGGCAUGCACUCUGUACUGGACGUCAUCUGUGGCAUCUCCAUCUCCUUUUGCAUUCUGUCCAUCACUUAUCCCUUCUGGGACACGUUUGAUCACUACCAGCUCACCAGCCCCCUCUCCCCUCUGUUUGGUAUAGGCCUCCCCCUCCUCCUCAGCUACACUUACCCCGACCUGGGACACUAUAGUACCACCCGGGGGGACACCACCACCAUCUUGGGCGUCUGCGCGGGUUGCUCCGUCGGUUACUGGUUUAACGCCCAACUCGGAGAGACAUUCGAACCCAAAGACACAUUACCAGUACCUUUACCUAAAGUUACUGGAACUGCCUUUACAUAUGGAACUGUACGGUUUAUAUUAGGGGUGCUAGCGUUGGUAGGGACAAGGCAGUUGGUUAAAAUGGCGAGCUUACACUUUCUAUAUUGGGUCUACAAAGUGCCAAAAUCAGACCAAAAUGCAAGAAAAAGGAAAGAAAUUGAGGUACCAUAUAAAUUUGUGACCUAUACCUCAGUGGGAUUGGUGAAUUCCAUACUCGUCAAUAGAGCUUUUGUUUACAUGGGACUACUAUGACGGGUCCCACUGUUUUAGGGGCCCAGAAUUGGACCUUCAUCCUAUUAAUUUAUACCAUAGGGGGGCCCAUGUGAGGCUUCUUCCCCCAGGAUCCCAAAAGUUCUCUUGACGGGCCUGGCAAUACUACAGAGCUCUGCAAUGAAACAGUAAAGUACCUCAUGAUGUAUUUAUUUCAAUAUAUUUUUAUGUACUACAGUAUUCACAGAAGAGUCAGAUUUUUUAUUUUUUAUUUUUUGUCGAGAGCAUUGUUAAAGUUUUUAUUUAUAUCUGUUAGGCAAAAUAUAUAGGUAAAGAAAAUAUAUAUAAAUUCCUAUUAGGAUUGUGUAAUUAAUCAAUAAUAUACAAAUUUAUAUUGAAAUACAGGUUUAUUUGUGUUUAAUGAGAGAAAUGAAAUUGAAAUCAACCAUCAAUAUUAUGGGGAAAAAUGUGAUAUAUUUUGUCAUAUCGCCCAGCCCUAAUUCCCAAAUUCUAUAAUAAUAUAAAAUUCUGUAAUAUUUAAAAGUAUACAAAAAAGUUCUAUUUGAAGAAAGGCAGCUCCAUAACUUCUAAACGCUCCUUAACAUUUUUUCAAGCUGUAAAAUCCAGCCCACACUGAGGAAACAACAUUAGUUUGUGUUUCUUUUGUACCAGUUUAAACCAAAUAAAUGUUCCGUGAUUGU
Messenger RNA from Periophthalmus magnuspinnatus, 1985 nucleotides. RefSeq names its product sphingosine-1-phosphate phosphatase 2 (gene sgpp2). Gene Ontology annotation, molecular function: sphingosine-1-phosphate phosphatase activity. The record is from RefSeq and is a predicted model, not a curated record. Gene Ontology annotation, cellular component: endoplasmic reticulum membrane. The transcript has 5 exons. NCBI's taxonomy places the organism in Eukaryota, Metazoa, Chordata, Actinopteri, Gobiiformes, Gobiidae. Gene Ontology annotation, biological process: sphingosine metabolic process; phospholipid dephosphorylation. The coding region runs from base 106 to 1326 and encodes 406 amino acids.